UGCCUUUGUUGUGCACUUGCUCUUGCCCUGCCUCUUUCUGUCUCUCUCUCUCUGUCACUACCCUGCCAUGUGCCAGUGACUCUCUCUUACUCCCACUCGACUCCACUCUUCCAUCUCUAAAUCUCUCCCAUCUGGGACCUGCUACCCUACUCUCCCCUACCCUCCCUUCUUCUCUGUGUUCCCCUCUAAUGCGGCUAUUGACCUGCCCUGGAUCAGCAAGUUCGGAAGAGAUCGACUCACAGACUGAGGGGAAGCUGCCACUCUCGCCGCUCACAAGGACCGUUGCUAGGGCCAGCUGUCACCGCGGCACCACGACCUGUGACCUCUGGCUCGUGGAAACGCUUCAAGUCUUGGCAACGGCACACCACGACAACAGGGAUUAUGGGCAACCUUAUAUGUGGUGCUGGACGAAAAAAGACAUCAGAAGCCAAGAAUGAAUCUGAUGACAACACAAAUGCAGACAACACGGGCAAGGACACGCCAGGGACACAGCCAAAGGAGGAAGUCCUCUAUGCAACAAUUGACCAUGGCAAUGGCAAGAAAGCAGGAAAUGUGAUGAGGAUCGUGGAGGGAGAUGACUGUGACUAUGCUGUCGUCAACAUCCCCUCCGAGGACAAGCUGUCAAUCAAAGAGGACUGCUCUGACGACUAUGUGCUAAUGGGUUGAGCUUACGGAGGCCCGAUAGGGACACGAAGCUUCAUAGGUGAAGGGCUUAACCAGGUUGCACACUUCACUACUGACAAACAUCGAGAUAUGUGGCGGGUGUAUGUUGGUAUAUUAGACCAAUAGAAUUGCUUAUUGUAUAAGGAAAGGUUUGGUUUUGGUCGGUACUUUCUCUCUCCAUCACACACACACACAUAAACACACACACACAGAGCUUUACUGAGGUGUAUGCAUGUGGACUAUGGAAUAUACACAAGAAAACAAACAUUUAGGGUAAGCACACAGCGAUGCAGAUAUCUACACAUCUACACAUGCAUAUUUACUGCAAGACUAUUUUGUGUAUAAAGAAGCAUCAGAGCAUUUGUCGCACCUUUUUUUCAUUUUUAAACUGAGAUAUGAAUGUAUGUAUGAACAUUUUGCAUUUUUUCUGUUUAAUUUAUUUACAUCCAAAUGUUCACCUUUUUAAUGUUUUGAUAUGUGCAUUUUGUCUGUCAUUAUAUUGAAGUUUGUUUAUGUGUGUUUGUUUUGUUUGUUUUGGAUACAGAAAUAUAAUACCAGUAUGUGUGUCCACACAAAAUCUAAUGAAUGACUUGAUGUGAACAGAGUUUAAUGGAGUUAUUUGAAUCAAUAAACAGCAAAUAUAUCUCUUAGCUCUCUUUUGCCACUUGAAGCACACUUCUAAAG
Molecule: messenger RNA, 1347 nt
Organism: Clupea harengus (Atlantic herring)
Lineage: Eukaryota; Metazoa; Chordata; Actinopteri; Clupeiformes; Clupeidae
Source: RefSeq, a predicted model, not a curated record